CCGCGCUCAAACUGAACAAAGACCUUGGGUCUAUUCGUUAGGUCGUUUACUACCUGUCUGUCUCAGGGUAGGGUGUUAUUCCGUACUUUACGUCAUUCCCCAUCAUUUCGAACUAUGUUUAAAUUCUCAUUAGAAUUGCUUCUAUCUUAAUCUGAAUGAUUUCUGUUGCUAUUUUGUGGGAAUCGUAACGUCUUGAUUCUAUAUAUGUUGGUGAUGGAUCCUUAAUUAACUUUUCCCAAUUUAUGUUAGCCUGAGUAACUCUACGGUACUACCCCUUUAUGUUCACUGUUUUUAAAGGCAUAACAAACCAUGUAAAUCGGCUCUUUUUAUUCUGCUUUUUCCACAAAAGCACUAGUGCUUACGUAACAGGCUUAUGUAUCGCGUUUGUUGUUGCAAAUUCUGGCAAGAUAAGACUACUUCGAUAAAGUUAAUAAACUGUGGUUGCGUUUUCGUACUAUACUGUCUUCUAGUAAUCGCCCACUUACUCCCACAGAAGACGUUUAUACAACCUGUGUGUGUUUGUGUACGACAACAGACAUGUUGAUAUUGGUGGCAAUGGCGUAAUUGUUUUAGAACUAAGCGACGUUUGUAAAAUUAACUGAGAAACAAGAAAAAAAUUUAUGCAUUGUAGACAUUGGGUAUCUCAAUUAAGCUCGCAUGUUUUCUUAAAAACGGGAAAUUCUUGGGGUUUUAUGGAAGAACGUAAAUGAAUUUCCGCAAAAUUUAAGGUUAUUUCGCGGAAAAGCCCCAAACCACGAGAAGUCUGGUAUUUUUAUGUCUCAUCUCUACGGAAUUUUCUAGUGGAGCUUCUCGAAAACAAUUCUCAAAGUCGGGAGAUCGAGACAGCUCACUAAAAUUGUAUCGAGCAGUCUUACCCUAUAAAGCUAUGGUAUUUAUUUCUCAAAAACUAUAACCCUGUCGUUUCGCUCUCCCAAGACAAAUGCUUUUUUCAGUUUGUUUAUUAUCGUCAGUUCUGCUGAACGUCUACUCUGCUGUGAGAUGUAAAACCUUCAGUUUAUGCUUAUAUUAUGUUAGCUCUCUGGGUCUCUAUUUAUAAUCCAUGAAGAGUCUAGCCAGUUAAAAGACUAAGAAAAGUAUCCCUGUGGAUUGAUUUCAACCACAUAUACGCACAUUUUUCAAAUGGUAAUAAUUAUCACACUUGUAGAUAUCAGACUUAUCCGGAUCUAUGUUAAUAUAACUUUAUCCUCAUCUUAAAAGCUUCUAAUUAAUCAUAGGGGAAAUAAGGACACCUGCAAUAAUAAUUUUAAUUUCGAAUAAUGAUAUUCGUCGUAAUACAGCAAGAUUUUAGCAUGUGAAUAACAAUGAGCAGAUACGUAGCAUGACAAAAAUGUUGCUGUUUUGAUAGUAUAAAACUGGUUGUUACAGUUCGCUCGAUAUGUUAUAAUAUAUGAUGGUGACUUUUUUUUGUUUCAUAGGUCGUGGAUUUUUUUUGUAUAUUGUUCACUGUCAUCAACAAAAUACCUAAAGACUCCCUAAAUGCUCCAAAUAUCGUCGAUUAAUCGAAAUUCGUCAGUUAAAACAUCACUUUCAACGAUCAACGUUUUAAAACACAUUGUCGAAUCAGGAGAUUGGUGUGAUCUAAAAAGUUUGAUUGAUUUGAUCAUAAGAAAGUUACAUGAUCUCUGCAAAUACUCAGAUGACAACACCGUAGUCCUCAAUACAACUUUGAGGGUUCUAAAAGCUUUUCGUGAGGAGGCACUCAAGUUCCAAAUGGGAGAAAAUGCAGACUUUGAGGAGAAUUUAACAAACCGCCUUUUUGCUGUAGGAAAUGAAGCUUAUGAAACAGUUUCUCGUAAUGAUAUUUUAGAGCCUAUCGUUAGUACACUGGAUGAUUUGGCACUUGAGGUAAAAUCUUGUCUAACAAGUUUGGGUGACUUAUCUCUGGAUUUUAUCCAUUCCGAUGAACUCAUCAUGACUUCAGGGUAUUCCAAGGCAGUACACCAUUUUCUUCGUCACGCAGCGAAAAGAGGAAGAAAUUUCAAAGUUAUAGUCUGUGAAUGUUAUCCUGACAACUUGGGACAUAAAAUAGCUGAAGAACUAUCAAAGGAUGGUGUCGAUGUCAUUCUGGUCCCUGAUAGCCAUGUUUUCGGCUUGAUGUCGCGAAUAAACAAACUGCCAGGCUGUGUAUCCUGAUGGAACGUUAAAAGCUAGGGUGGGGACUUAUGGCGUUAUGCUUGCAGCCAAAAGUUUUUCGAUUCCGGUCGCAGAUUCGCGUAUCACCUCACUUACUUCGGUUCAAGCUGGCUCUUAGUAAGACUAGCCCUCACAUGUUAAUUGUGGCUCACAGUUGAGCACACGAAUCUACACUUUGUAAAUGGAUUACAUUAUGCAAUAUUUAACAUAUUGUCGAUUGUGACCAUUUACGCUUCCUGCUUACAGCCGUUUAGGUUUAUUCAUGAUGGUAUUUAGCUGUUGGUUAUCUCAAUACCGUCAAGACUAAUAAAUACGAAGAUCCAUGUCACUCGGCUGAGUGCUUUAUUCAAGUUUUACGACAUUGGUUGGAAUUUACGUUUGCUUACAUUAAAUCACAUUAUGUUAUUUCGAUAAAUACCAUUCAUCAUACUUGAUAUUUCCAACUCCUAUUCAUUCUACAAUUGUAAUUAUUCGUUUUUAUUUUCUUUCAUGGCGUUUGUCUGAUGAUAUGUUUGCUUUGAGCAUAAUGAUUGUCUCUUUAAUUAGUACUUUGUUGAAGAUUUACAAUAAAACACUAUCAUAUAAUCAUUUUAUUAUAGCAAUUCAUUGAGUGACAAUAAGAAUAAGGCAAUUAAGUACAAAUAUUUAAUGUUAUUUAUAGAACUAGUAGUUCUGAACAUCGGCUCUCUUAGUUAACCAAAGGAGGAAAGAGAACAACAAGAUUUAUAUUUACUUGAACAUAUAAACAUUGGUACAAGAGGGCACCAAAUAUAUAUGCACCUUACAAUACAAAUGAGGUUGUGAAGGUAUAAAAUAAAGCUAGGAUAAUGAAAAGGAAGAACAAAAAUCAAUAGGAAUUGGUGUGUAAGUGUGAUAUAACAAUAAUAUAAUUAUAUCAAUAGUGGAAGAAGCAGUUCAUUUGGGAAACAUUCAGUGGAAAAGAAUUGUUUUAGUAAAAGAAGUUACAUUCACUUUUAUAAAGAGAGUAAAGAAAAGUUACAGCAGGGUCGCCAUUGACUUCUUUUCUGAGCCAUAUUUGAUAACUUCCAUAUGCACUGUGUUGCACUCUGCCGCAAAUUUAGUCCAUAUAUUUCCAGACUCCAUCUUUUACAUUCAGCAGCAGAAAUAGGUACGUACAUCAAUAAAUUUUAAUCUUUGUGCACAGAAAAGUUUUGUUCAUCCUCUUAAUUUACCAUGGCCUUCUCUGUAGUUGCUAGUUUUUCAGAAGUUUCAAUUCUAUUUUACUGAAUUUUACGUGAUCUAUCUAACUUAAUAAUCUGGUUACUUAGUUUUCGUUGUACCCGUUUUAGGAAUUCUAUAUUAUUAGUUUUACGAAUAACAUUAAAUGUUUAUGUUCGAUUGUUUUAUUUUUACCUAAUGAAUCGCUAUGAUCAACCGAUUAUGUGAUUGUGCUUUCCGAUUUAGUUUUACAUUUGUCGGGUUUCUAUCUGGUUACUAGUUCACAGAAAACAUUGUCGAAUUGACUAACCGCCAUUUAUUCGGUAUUGAUUAAUUUUUGAUUACAAAACUUAUGUAUUGGUAUAGAGCCGUGAUGAGGGACAUGUGUUUUAAUGUAAUGGUAAUACUUAACAUAGGGAUUAUAUAAUUAUUGCUUAACUAACGCCUGUUAAUCUUUUAAGAAGUGUGAAUAGGCGUUUCACUCAAAUGUUUUGAUGUAUUAGUAUAUACAGAGUUGAUGAAUAUUUUCGUACUCGUAUUUACACAUGAAUAUUUCUGAUGUAAAUUUAGUCAAUAUCGUCUAUUGCAUCUUCACUGCUUAAUAUGAUGUCCGUGAAAUGUGAUGUUACAUCUUUCAUUGCUAACUGUUGUAAAUUUCAAAUGUAUGGACUAACUGAAAUAAAGUAUUAUUCACUAUGGUGAAUCACUGCUUAGACUAAACGUCUUUACUGGUUUCAUAGCUUAAUAAACCAAACUGGAGAAUAUGAUCAUUGUAGGGGGAGUUUGGUUUGCAAAAUUUGUUUUGAAGAUAAGAUAGGUCAAUAUUCAUGUGCAUUUAAUUAAAAGGCACCCUUUUUUAAUUUUCAGAUCUACGUUUGUUUGCUGCAUCACAAACUCUCUCCUAUUCCAUUCAAGCACUCUUCUCGAUCAACACCAUCAUUCUCUGUACAGCCUACUGCUAAUCCCAGUGAUAGUUCGCCAGAUUGGCUGGAUAGCCCAUCAGUUAUUUUACCGCCAAAUGAGCCUAAACUAAUUAACGAAGGGUUAGUUUAUCAUCAACCUAGCGAAGGUCCGGUUGUUUGGGUUCCAAAAUGGGAAAUUAUACCUUCGGGUCUUGUCAGUUUAUUUUUGACAAAUCUUGGCACUCAUGCCCCAUCAUAUUUAUAUGCUCUUGGACGAGAAUUGUUCCACUCUGCAGAUAUUAAGACAAUCAUGAUAUGGGACCAAUAACUCAUAUGAUUUAUGUACAAUCUUUUUAAAAGUAUUUUUUUGGUUAGGAAGUUUUUAUUUAUUCAGUAAGUGGCUUCAUAUAAUGAUAAGAUUUAAUAAUACCCACUCACUUAAAAAAUAAACUCCGAGAAGUUUGAUUAUUGAUGUGUGUAAAGACGACUUAUAAUCAUUUUGACUUGUGUACCUAUUGUAUUUUUCACCACGCGUUCAGUGUUAAUGUAUAGCUGUCAUAUUUGUAAGUUACUACAAAGUGAUCACGAUUAGUUGUCGAAUAAAAAGCAGGAACCUUAUCAACUUUUGAGUACUUAUCCACGAACGUCUUUGUACCUCUAUCAGGCGUGAAAAGUAUAUAAUAGUCUGAGAUAUUAGGACCAAUUACCAGUUAGCGCUUACGAAGUAUAUCUCUUGAAGAAAUGUUCAGUGCCUAAUGGUAUUAGGCUGAAUUCUCGAGGUGUUUUGCAAUUAGAAAAGUUUUUAGAUCAGAAUAUUAUUUGAAAACUAGGUGUUAUAUUCCUUUAGGGUUUUUACUUUAUGUAUGAAGUUUCUCUUUUGACGGAAGUAAUAUACUUCUAAAACUAACAUAUUUAAUGAUUAUCUGGUUUUACGUAUAAUUUAACUACAAGUGAUGGCUUCUUACUAAUUAGUAUAGUUUUUCGUUUGUAAGUCUUAUGUUAGUCACGUAGAUUAUCUUGAUAUUGUGUAACAGAAUUUCAGUCAACAUUGACUCGUUUAUCUGGUACAAGUUUAUGUGCCCAAUUUUAAGCCAGUGUUUGUGCAUGGAGUAACUAUAUUAACUGAAUGCUUAACAUGAAGUGGGUGUUGACGAUUUUAAACUCGUAGAUUACUGAUUAAGGGUCGUUUGGGUAAACAACUUAACGAUUUUUUAAAAAUUACUGUCAAUACUAAGAACAAUGUAUAAGCUCAAGUUAGUGAAAGUGUUAAUAUUAUUGUCCUAUACAACAGUUCAGAUAUGUAGAAGCAGUUAAUUUAUGUGUGUAAGAUUUUAUGAAUUUAGGUGAGAGAAUAGAAAUUACCAACAGUUUCAUCAAACUGCUUCGUAAUUCAUAAGGAAUAUGAUUGUAGAUUAUGUGAAUAUUGGUUUUGUAAAUGUAACAGUAGUAUAUGAAUACAAAUAUUCAACGAUCACGUUUUUGAGAGGGCAAUGACACCCACUAACUCAUUAUGGAUAAAAUAAUACGGGCUUUGACACUUGUACAUAAAGAACACUCAUCUACUGGGUGACGAUUAGACAUUUUGACGAGCGUUAUACGUACCUACUUAAAUAAUAAAUGAAUUGUUGGAUGAGUAGUUAGUUUUCCUAAUUUCCGGAAGGAUAUCAUUGUUUUACGUCAGUGAAUUCGAAAUUGAUGACGCAGGCAAAUUGAUCAGUGAUGGUUUCUUGUAUCAUGUAUUCAUUCAUAAUUUAGUGAAACCAUUUAGAGUAUAAGCUCUGUAAUUUUCUUUGAUGAAAUAUUUCCAUAAGUGGUUACGUAAUCAAAUGAUUUGAGACUGAUGAACAGAGAUAGAGUAUUGUUCUUUUGAUGAUAACUGAGUCCUUCGGUUCUGCCCAUGGUUAUCAUCUCAAUUGCUGUAGGUCUAUCUCUCAUAUAAUGUUAAUAAGUAUAAAGCUAAUAUAAAUACUACUCUGAAGGUUUGACGGGUUUAAUCAAUUUCGAACCUUUGGAGACGAGUAUUCCUAAACCUAGAUACUACUGAUAUUCGUACUCAUAGUAGAAUGAAUCUGUAACCGUAGAGAAUUUGCUACUUUGCGAUAUUUUCAUAUCCAUUGAUUUUUAGAGGUAUACGUCCAUCUCAACGACGAAUAGUGCAAUCCAGUCUUUAUUUCUAACUACUGAACAGAGAAAUAAAAAACUAAGAACGAUCAAAGACUUGAAUAAUUUAGUUGACUAUUCUAGUAAGUCUUAGGAAUUUACAAUAAUCUUAAUGAGUCGAACCAAUGUCUUAUCAAGCAGUAAAAUAUCAGUUUCUAGAGAGGUGGAUUGAUAGAAUUGCACUGUUUCGAAGCGGUAUAGUAUCACCAAUAGCAGUGAAACUACCACAGUAUAUAUUUACUGAGUUCAUCUCGAGCAUUUAAAUUGUACGUGAAGUAAAACUUCUUACGACAUGUUCGUUAAUCUAAUUAUCGAUGUAGAUUAAUGUUACAACGUCAAGAAAUUUGUGGUUAUUCGAUAUCUAGUUAGUGUUUGUUCAAAGUUUGGUUGCCGGUCACUAAGCGAUCUUGUUAUAAAUGAAUCCAUACGUUGUCGAAAGAGUGUACACUGUUUGUUUCCCUGUUUCAGGAAUUACCUGGACCGAUAAGUAGUGAUUACUUUACGUUGUAAUAAUACAAGCAUUACAUUUACUUUAUCAAAUAAGCUAAAAGUUCAGUCUGAUAAUCGGACUAACAGAUUAUUACAAUGGGUUUUCGGUUAGUCUCUUGAAUACACAUUAAGGAGGAAAACCACUCAAUUGAUACCUAUCUUUUCCAAAGUAUUUGUCUUUAAAAGCUUAUCAUAGGCUUCAGUAGGACCGAUCGGUGACUGACACAGAAUCCUUGAAAUAUCCCAUCGUUACUGACCAUCACACUAAUUACAGCUGACCAUGGAGAUUGUUUGAUCAAAAAGGCCGAGAGUUUGUGACUCUGAGUUCCAACAGUUUGGGAUUCAGGAAAUCACUUCCUGUCGGGUAAUGCGGUUUUAAUACGUACAUAUCCUAUCUAUAUUUCGCAAGUUUAGACACCGUCCAAUCAUAGAAAUAGUAAGUAAAUUGAUCAGCGGUUCACUUUGUGUUGCUCAAUAUCUGUGAAACAGUCUAUGAAUGUAAAAGAUAUGUGGCGGCUGUAGGUGUUUUAAUCAUAGGUGACUUCGGAACACUGCUCACGUAUCAUGGGACGACUAAGGUAAGCGAUUUUGAGGUUUUAUAGAGCAUACUACUAUGGGAGAUUGAUUGAUAAGGCUGUGAAUUUUUAUCUACUGAGGUGGUUUGAGGAUAGUAUUGAAUAUGCAUUAUGGCGACUCACGUGCAGUUGAGUUUAGUUCAGCCAAGGUCUUUUGUUGACCUAUUUAAUGGACAAAGUCAUCCAUGAUAUAACAACUUGUUGUACUAUCUUUAUUAUUAUGCUUGUAUGAAAUACAUAUGCUUGAACAUUGUUUAGCGCCUACGCAUGUAUUCAUUCUGCUAGCUUCAUUAUUAACUGCUUAGUCUAUUCGCUGACUCAUCCAUUUUCCUAUACAUAUAUAUACGUGUACAUUUGCAUCCAUUUACUACUACUACUACUUCCUACUGCUACAAUCGUAGUUCGCUUGCUCAUUCAUUUUGCCUCUCUGCUGUCUGGUCCGAAUUAUCUACUAAAUAAACUGUAGUAGCUGCUUCUUUUUGCCUUCUGAUUUCAAGCAUCGUUGGAGAUUAUACGAUAACGGUUCGAGGGUGAUUAAUUAUCGAAGCACAGCCACUACAGCAUAACCACCGCCUCUCUCGACAGUCUAUGUUUAGUGUUAAGUUCGCUGCUUGAUUAACGCAGAAUACGGUGUACACCUACGGCACUCAAACGUAAAGAAGCACCACAGUUUCAAAUCAAAAGACAAGACUGUAGAAGUGUUUGUUGGGUAAGAAUCAAAAUGCGCAGGAAAAUCAUGUAUACUUACAGAUAUUAGCGUUUGUUAUAUCAGCAUUAUAGUUCAGCCAAUCCGCAGAGAAAUGUUAUGCUAUUGUUCAAUAGUAGCAUGCCACGUUGAUAUUCUAGAAAGCUCCAUCACGCUCUGACUGGAUUGAAACCCUUAGGCUCCUUUAGGGCUUUUGGAGGCUCCGUCGUAGUUCUUAGAAGCCGUCCUAACACCUCCCCAGGCUAAGGUCUCUUCCUUGCGUCCACUUGUGGCCUGACGACUAAUUUGCGACGGCGUUCCAUUUUUUCGCUCUCUCCGAUCUAAGUUUUCUUUUCAAUAUCCUUGGGCGUCUGUAUCGUUGAUGCAUCUGAGAUUAACUUGAGUGCAAGAUUCAGCUGAUCAUCUCGAGUGUGCAUCAUUCCUUUAUCUUUAAGGAUUUGGUUUGUGUGUCUGAUACAUGUGCUACAAGUCCCUCGGACUCUGUAGAAAAAGGUUUCCCAAUAUUUAUACGAUUUUCCCGGUUUCCAUCGAUUUUUUCCGAGGUAAGACUUAACGAACACUUUAUCUCCAACGUUAAAACUUCGGAUAUUAAGAUUUGGUCUAUGCCCAUCUACUAUUUUGGUUGGCAACAUGGUGUUGAAAAUAGUUCGAAUACAUCUUCCAAAUAUGGCUUCGACAGGGAGCUUUCCGUCUAGGACAGUUGGGUUCGGAAUAGUUCUGUAGACCGUUAAAGAUUUUGUGAUUACCUGUCUAGUUGUCCCCUCGCCUUCUCCUUUCAGUAAUACUCGUUUAUAGGUGCCGACAAAACGUUCUGCUUGUCCAUUCGAAUGGGGAUGAGAGGGCGGAGAACGUAGAUGUGUUAUUCCAUUUAUGCAACAAAAAUACUUGAAUGAUUCUGCAACGAAUUGUAAGCCAUUAUCAGCCACUAAAUUCUCUGGACUCCAAAACAGUUGAACAAAGUAGAUAACCUGCGGAUUGUUUCUGAGGCUGUAUAAUUGGACAUACUAUAUAUUUCUGUCUACUUCAUAAAUGCAUCCACAAUAAUUAGAAACAUUUUACUUUGAAUUGAACCGGCAAAAUCUGCAUGAAGUCUCUCCCAGGGUCUUGAAGGUGUGGGCCAAUGCUGUUUCAGACCCAUCAGGGAAAAUGUGAGUGAUGACUGCUCCAAUACCAUAGUUCAAAGCAUCUGAUGCAACCACUAUUGAUAGGGAAGGAUCAUAAUGCGCCAGCAAUAGAUUGGGAGUUUGGAGUCGCUUGAUUUUCUCGAAAGAUGCUUGACAGUUUGCCGACCAAUCCCAUUUUGUAUUCUUCUCUAGCAGUUGGUUUAAUGGAGCACGCAGACGAUGGAGAUUAGGGAGGAAGGUACCAUAAUGCCUGACCAAUCCCAAGAAAGAUCGUAGGGUAGGGAUGUCCCUAGGUCUAGGCAUAGUUUUCACAGCUUCAAUUUUCUUUGGAUCUGGUCGUCUUCCAUUUUUAUAUAUUAUGAAACCGAGAUAUCGUAUCUGCUACACAUAAAAGUCACACUUUUCUGUGCUAAGGCGAAAACCAUAUCAGGCUAUGCGUUCUAGGACUUGAUCCAGUUUCCUCUGCAAGUUCACCUUAUCUACUCCCAUAAUUAUGAUAUUGUCUAAAUAAGCCGCCGCUCAUGGAAUACCUUGUAACAUGGUAUCGAUAAUUUGCUGGAAAAUAGAGGGUGUCGUCUCCACUCCAAAAGGUAGUCGGUUAUAUCGGAACAGACUCUUGUGUGUGUUAAUCGUUAGGAGAUCUUUACUUUCAUCAGAUAUAUGGAUUUGUAAAUAUGCGUUUGAUUAAUACAAUUUAGCAAAAUAUCGACCACCGUUCAGUUUGGCGAAGUGAUCUUCCGGUAGGGAUAUAGGAUACUGAUGAAACUCUAAAGCUUCAUUUAGUCCGGUGGAGUAAUGUCCACACAAACGAACACUUCCAGUAGACUUCUUGAUCACCACUAUUGUUACAGCCCAAUCUGAGAAGUUUACAGGUUCAAUAACACCCUUUUUUGAGGUCGUUCUAAUUUAUGUUCAACUACAGGAAGACGCCCAACUUCGAGAACAACAGGCAGGAUUCCGUAAGGAUAGAUCGUGUACAGACCAAAUCGCAACUCUACGGAUCAUUGUGGAACAAUCAAUUAAAUAAAAUUCACCACUCUACAUCAGCUUCAUGGACUACGAAAAAGCAUUUGAUACCGUGGACAGAACAACAGUAUAGAAGCUUCUUCGACACUACGGCGUGUCUCAGAAGAUAGUCAAUAUCAUACAGAAUUCCUAUAAUGGAUUAAACUGCAAAAUCGUGCAUGGAGGACAGUUU
This is a messenger RNA of Schistosoma haematobium, 10487 nucleotides long. RefSeq names its product Translation initiation factor eIF-2B subunit beta. Gene Ontology annotation, biological process: translational initiation. Bases 1498 to 2154 code for a protein of 218 amino acids. Gene Ontology annotation, molecular function: translation initiation factor activity; guanyl-nucleotide exchange factor activity. The transcript has 9 exons. The record is from RefSeq and is a predicted model, not a curated record. Lineage: Eukaryota; Metazoa; Platyhelminthes; Trematoda; Strigeidida; Schistosomatidae. Gene Ontology annotation, cellular component: eukaryotic translation initiation factor 2B complex.